Vespa velutina is the source of this 2582-nucleotide messenger RNA. Its product is annotated as BRO1 domain-containing protein BROX-like. Lineage: Eukaryota; Metazoa; Arthropoda; Insecta; Hymenoptera; Vespidae. Bases 390 to 1643 code for a protein of 417 amino acids. The record is from RefSeq and is a predicted model, not a curated record. The transcript has 8 exons.
AGGUCCAUUCAAUGCUUUCUCUUCUGUCUGUUGGUAUAUCCUUCGGAUUUUCAUAACCAAGAAAAUAAAUAGAAAAUUUCAUUUCAGGGAAGUCAAGUUUUUGUAACAAGUGCAUUCCAAGAACUUCUGUAUAGAAAGGUAAUGAUUUUCUUGGAUCUUUAAUACGAUACAUUGUUUGUUGCAUAAUAUAAUUAUUUGUUACUGGAUCUGCUUCCUUACAAAGCUCACGAGCUUCGCUGUUGGUUAAUCCAGAAGGCUCGCCCAUCUGAAAUAACAUUUUUUUAUAAAGUACCGUCUGCUUCAUUUAUCUUAUCUGUCAAAACUGACAAAUCAAAUAAGGUAACGUUUUCCUGAUUGAUUUGUUAAUUAUUAAGUGUGUUAUAUCAAAAAUGGCACACUGGUUUCAUCGUAAUAAUUUAAAAGCGACAACAAAUCAAAAAUUUGAAUUUAAAAUUAGCAAUCCUACAGACGCUACUAGGAAACUUUGUAGUGAUUUAAAAUUAUCUAGACAUCGUCUACUAGACUUAAUAAGAAAUGCUAACAAUACGAGCGAUUCUAUUGAACCAGCCUUCUUGAGUUAUCUCAGUUUGUUGUAUGGAUUUAUUUGGGAAAUAAAUACUUCUGAGGAAUAUGUAGGAAGGCCAAAUCUUAGUAAACUCAGAAAUAUUCUUGUAUUCAAAUGGACGCAUACAUUACUUGGAACAAAUACCUUUUCUAAUGCUGAUUCAGUUUAUGAAGCAGCUAACAUGAGUGUAAAUGUGGGUCUUUGGUAUAUGAAACAUGCAGCAAUGAUUGCUGCAAAGGAUGACAUAACAAUGGAUGAGGCAAAAAAUGUACAUAGUAUGUUAAGACGUGCUGCAGGUAUAUUUACAUUUGUACAAACUGAAUUUCUACCUCAAUUGGCAAAUCCUCCACCUUUAGGAAGUGAUUUAGAUCCACGUCUAAUAAAUGCAUAUGUAAAUCAAUGUACUGCAGAAGCGCAAGAAGUAACUGUGGCAAGAGCAAUGGAGUUAAAACAUAAUGCAAGUUUAAUAUCAGCAUUGGCAAAUGAAACAAGUAAAUUGUUCUUAGAUGCUGCUAACACAUUACGUCCCUUUAAGCCAGAAAUAUCUACUCAAUGGAUUAAAUACUUAGAACUAAAAGCAGCAUUUUAUCAAUCCUAUGCCUAUAAUUACUGUGGAGCAAAUUUAUUGGCUAUGGAUAAAUGUGGGGAAGCAAUUAGAGCACUACAAGAGAGUGAUAGUUGCCUUAAGAAAGCAAAAGUAUUAUGUCAAGAAUAUGGUAAAACAAAUGGUCCUGCACCUCGUGUAAAACCUGAUCAACACACUGUCUUUAAAAGAUUGGCUCCUACAGUAAAACUCACACUAGAUAAAUGUAAUAGGGAAAAUGGCCUUAUAUAUCAUCAUAAAGUACCAGGAGAAAUACCAUCUCUGGAUACUAAAGCUACUUUUGGUCUUGUUAGUCCUAUUGAUUUUCAAAUGCCUUCUCCUAAUUCUAUAUGGAAUUUAGGUGUUUACAAAAUAUUGGUUGGAGUAACUCCAGCUAAAACAGAAAAAGAACAGAAUUUACCACCUGUUAAAGAAGAAACUGUUCAUCAAAGUAGUAAGGAACCAAAAAAUGAAAGUGGAUGUGUACUACAAUAAAUGUUUUAAUACACAAGGUAACUGUGUAAAUACUUUACAAGUGUUUUAAAUAUAAUAUGCCUCUUUUAUAUUUAUUAUGGUAUCGAUUGCAAAUUGUCAUAAGCUUAUAAACAUUUCAAAUUAAACUAAUAGAAGUAUAAAUAUAUAUAUUCAGUUGCUUAGCCAUUGGUGCUAAUAUAUUUAGUUUUCUAUAUACUUGAUUAAUAUAUUUAGUUUUCUAUAUACUUGAUUACAAAAAACAUAAAAUAUAACACAAUAAGAAUUAUUUAAAAUCUUUUAAUAAUAUACAGCAGUAGAUCCGAUCUACACGAAACUAAGCUUUUAUAUGUAGUGUGAAGAUAUGUAUUAUCAUUGAAAGCGAAAAACUGUUUUAUUAAUGUUGAAAAUAUUGUUAUUUUUAUUAUUAUUGUUUUUGCUUAAGUAUCGUUUAAGUUAUUAUGAACUGCUGAUUUUCCUGUGAUUUAAGACACGCACAUACAAAAUUUGAGCUAGUCAAUUUUUAUAUAAAUAAUGCUUCUACAUCUAUAAUUAUGUGCAAAGUUAUAAUGAAAAUUAAUGUAUUGUACACAUUUCACCGAAGAACAAUAACUUUUUUUUAUAUAUUUUUAAUAGGAACUAUUUUCGAAAAAAGCAUUUAAAUCAUGUUAUGUAAGCUGUACAUAAAACAAGUAUUUAAAUACUGCUCAGUUUUAAAAUAGGAAAUGCAUGAUAAAAAUAUAUUAUGUAAGAAGACUAUAUGUUGUGCACUUAUAAGUUGAUGAGCUUUAUUAUAUAAAUUUUUAGAUAAUACAAUUAAGCUAUGAUACCUUUGUUAUAUUUUAUUCUAUUUACAUUGUGACUUAUUUGAAAGUUUUAUUGAUUAAAAAAUAAUUGUUUUCACAGAUUAUUAAAAUGUGAACCAUCGUGGAAUUAUUUUCUUGUGAUAAAAAAAAAAAAAAC